UCAUCGAUUGCAAGAACGUCUAGUUCAGUUAGACCAUGAUGUCGGUCGGAAUUUAAGUGUUCUUGAUAUGCGUUCCUUGGGACAGCAGACCGCGUGUGCUAGUCGUAUCCAGCCCCUUAAACUAUUUGAUGUGGUACCGAAACGGAACAUAUCUUCGCACAAAUCCGUACAGGAACGCAAGAUGGCAAUUCUCAAGUUACCGCUCGAGAAGAAUAGGGUCAUGCCAACGGAAGUUAGUGUCGCAUCAUCAUCAACAACAACAACAAACACUACAACACAAGCAAUACCAAUCUUAAAUAAAUCAGAUUCGUUUUCCUCGUGUAAAGAUGUUCCUUCGAAGGAUUCGGGAGCAUAUCAGAUUCGUUUAAAAAGUGAUAGUGAACCCUUCAAAGUGUAUUGCGAACAGACGGCUUUCAGUGGUGGAUGGAUCGUGAUCCAGUAUCGGUACGACGGAUCACUGGACUUUUACCGAGGAUGGAAUGAGUUCCGCGAUGGAUUUGGUGAUUUGAACAAAGAGUUUUGGUUGGGUUUGGAGAAAGUUCAUCAGAUAACAACGGCUCGCAAGCAUGAAUUGGUUAUUGAACUGAAGGAUUUUGAUAGAAACUACAUUUAUGCGCAAUAUGAUGCGUUUGAAGUGGGCAGUGAAAGUGAAGGCUACGUCCUGAAGCAUCUUGAUAGUUUUAAUGGGAAUGCAAGUGAUUCGAUGAGCCAUAGCGUAGGUAUGAUGUUUACUACAAAAGAUCGGGAUAAUGAUGACGACAGCAUUCGGCAAUGUGCUCACUAUCAAGGUGGUGCCUGGUGGCACGGGAGUUGUACCAGUGCUAAUUUGAACGGCCCAUAUAUUGAUGCUGUCGAUCAAAAAUCAAUGUUUUGGUGGUAUUACAAACGCAAUGUAAAUGGAUUGAGUUUCUCAAGAAUGAUGAUUCGGGAGCUAGAAUAG
Anopheles darlingi is the source of this 940-nucleotide messenger RNA. RefSeq names its product fibrinogen C domain-containing protein 1-like. The coding region runs from base 68 to 940 and encodes 290 amino acids. The record is from RefSeq and is a predicted model, not a curated record. The transcript has a single exon. NCBI's taxonomy places the organism in Eukaryota, Metazoa, Arthropoda, Insecta, Diptera, Culicidae.